This is a messenger RNA of Dendroctonus ponderosae (mountain pine beetle), 3011 nucleotides long. Its product is annotated as secernin-3. The record is from RefSeq and is a predicted model, not a curated record. Gene Ontology annotation, biological process: proteolysis. Gene Ontology annotation, molecular function: cysteine-type exopeptidase activity; dipeptidase activity; GTP binding. NCBI's taxonomy places the organism in Eukaryota, Metazoa, Arthropoda, Insecta, Coleoptera, Curculionidae. Bases 392 to 2086 code for a protein of 564 amino acids. The transcript is spliced from 11 exons.
GGCUACUUCGAAACUCGUUACAAACGGGGCUUCCUAACCUUGCUCGAUUCGAUGUUUUCCAGAUAUUAGAGAGUUUUACUUUUUUUUACUUUUUAAAUGCAUUUUUUAACUAUAAAAAACUUUUUUGGUGAAUUUAAACCGAAUCACCUUAUAGGUCCUUAUGAUCAAAACCAUCAACGUCAUUUUGAACUACCAACCAGCUGUUUCCUGCCAAAAUCGAUUCUAGCAGAAGAAGUUAAAGGUUUUGCUUUCAAAGUUCCUUAUUUUUGAGUGUCUAAUUAAGCUAAAAAGAUUCGAUUACACUUGAAAUAGGACUCAUUUUCAUUUGCCCACAUUUGUUACAAGUAAAAGCGCUUUUCUGUGGCUGACAACUUGAUAAACCACAAAAGACAUGAAGAUGAUGCAGUCCUGCGAUACUUUUGUUGUGCUACCCCCACUGACUAAACGGGGGGUGGUCUUUGGGAAAAAUUCAGAUAGGCCCCAAGGCGAAGUUCAGGAAGUUGUAUAUUUUCCUGCUACCGAAGCAGCUGGUCCAGAAACAGAGUGUACUUAUAUAAAAGUGGAUUCUGUCGAGAAGACGAAAGCAGUAAUUUUAAGUAAGCCCAACUGGAUGUGGGGAGCCGAAAUGGGCGCUAAUGAAUGUGGCGUUGCUAUUGGUAAUGAAGCCAUUUGGACCAAUGAUAAUGAAGGCGAUAGUGAUCCAAUUGUGAAAAGAUUGCUAGGCAUGGAUCUAGUAAGGCUCGGCUUGGAGAGAAGCUCCAACGCUGACAAUGCCUUAGAAGUAAUUACUAAACUGUUAGAAAAAUAUGGGCAAGGGGGACCUUGUUCUAACACUGAUCAGGGAUUUGUUUACCAUAACUCUUACUUAAUUGCUGACCCUUCUUGUGCUUGGGUAUUGGAAACAUGUGGAAAACACUGGGCAGCAGAAAAAGUUACUUCUGGUUAUAGAAAUAUUUCUAAUAUCCUUACAAUUACCACGAAGAUUGAUCGGAAAUCAGAUGGCUUAGAAGAAUAUGUAAUAUCUAAAGGGCUGUGGGAUGGCAAGGAGGAGUUUAACUUUUCUCAAGUAUUUUCUGGUGAAAAAAAGCCUGGAGAUGCUCGGUUUGAUGCUGGUCGUCGUUUAUUAGACCGAUACAGUGCAUGUAAAACCUUCAGUGAAUCUGAUAUGUUUAAAGUGCUUAGGAAUAAAGAGUCAGGAAUUUGUCGUGGAUGCGAAGACGCCUUUCCCACCGCUGGAAGUCAGGUAUCAACAUUGUCAGCAGCCGUUCCAAGUAUUCACUGGUUUACUGCUACUCCUGACCCCUCAAGAUCUGUUUUUAAACCAUUUAUUUUCACAAAGAAUGCUGUAAUUUCCAAGCAUACCAUUUGCCCGGACAAAAAUAAUAUGAAGACUGAGGACAAGAACAACAUCCCAAAGGUUCGAAUUGCUGUAAUAGGAAAGUCCAACGUCGGCAAAUCAGCUCUCACCGUGCGUUACCUCACGAGAAGAUAUAUUGGGGAGUAUCGAAGCAACACAGAUCUUCUGUACAAGCAAACGCUGACAGUGAACAAUACAUCGCUGGAAGUCGAGAUUGUGGAUGUAUGCAGCUGUGAUUUAGAAGCUUUUCCAGAAGAGGCGAUUCACUGGGCUGAUGCUGCUAUCGUUGUUUAUGAUAUAACCUGUAGACAUUCGUUUGAACAAGCCACCGAAAUGCUGAAGAAAGUCUUACAGUUAAGGACACAAAUUCCAAGGGUACUGCUGGGAAACAAAGCUGAUCUCGAGCAUCUCCGAAGGGUCGAGGAAACCGAAGGCCGUACCGUAGGAAUUCAAAAUAACUGUAGCUUCUAUGAAGUGUCCGUAGCUGAAAACUCUCAAGCAAUUUAUCAAGCAUUCGAUGCAAUUCUGAAUGAAUGUCGUCAAUCCACGCAAAAAAGCAGAAAAUUUUCCGUCUCGAAAAUGAUUGGCACCCUUAUAGGUAACGUCAAUCCUAAGCCGCAACCCGAAACGAAACAAGGAGGAACUUUGACGGUAUGCCAUAAGUCUGAUCUCUACAAAUCCCGAGUUAUUAGAAGGAGGCAAAACUUUACAGCGACAGCAUCUCUCUGACUAGAAGGAAAAGAAUCGUAAGAUAAUUUUCUAUGAAUAAUAGUACUGAACUCGGUACGAUUGGUUUGGUGGAUGAUUUUUUCUCAGUUUUAUGAGAUACUUGGUAGUCUUAAGAUUAAAUGUGAAUCCAGAGGCAACAUUUAUUGUAAAGUCCUGUAAAUUACUAUUUAAGUUUGAGAGCAUUCAUUUUCACAUCAAAUGAAUGAAUCAUUGUUUGCGUCUGGAUUUUCUGAUUUUAUUCCUGAUGCCCCGUGUAAAUUCCAUAUCGAAGUGUAGAUUCGUCAAGACGUUUAAUAUUUAAAUAUUGAUGGUCGACAAAUUUAUAAACCACGUAUAUUGAUGUAGGGGCUUAGACAUAUGGGUAACUUUAGAUUUUUUACCAAAUCUUUUUUAAUUUAAUAAAUGUGUGCAUGUAUAUCUAGAAUACAAUGUCUUGGGUACGUUGUAACGUUUUUCGGGGUAAUAAUUUUAGUUGUAUCUUGAAUCUGAUUGGCUAAAAACUUUGAAAGCCACUUAAUGAAGUUCCGUACUGAGAAUAGGUUUAAUGCCUUAUCACAACAAAAUUAAUACUGCCGGAUAAUCAGCCGCAAAUUUGAAGCAUGUGAAGUAUGAUGAACUAAAAUAACUGCUAAAAUAAUUGAUUUAGUCAUAUAUAGUCGAUAUGCGGAACUAGAAGUUUCAUAAUUAAAUGUUACACGAUGUGAUUAAUUUUAGUUACCUCAAAAACUAGAAGAUUGUCUUAUGGGCAUUUGACUGUUUCUACUUUCAGUUCUAUUAUUUUGUUCCUUUAGUUUGGACCAUUUGACUUAAAAGUAUACUAAAUAUUAUGAAAUAUUGUGUGUGCGAAACGGCUGUGAUAAUUUAAUUUGUUUCAAUUAAUUAAUUAGUUUUUUAGGGAAUACAUUGUAAAUUUAUUAGAAAAAAU